CCAUCUAGGGAGAAUCGACGAAAACUGCAAAGUGGUCUUUCCACUGGGGGCCGCAUGUUUAUACGCGUAUGGGACUCGACGUAUUAUGGCGCGGUAGUGGAGGGGGAAGUUGUACGAUGAACGGUGGCUCAGUGUUCUCGCGACGCUCGAGACGCAAGGGUGUUAUGUAACGUGUAGUUGAUAUUUUGUGCUCUAACCUAACCUAAAAAAUAUAUAUAUAUAUAUAUAUACACACACACAAAUAUAUAUAUAUAGGAUUCCACGUUGCUCUUUAUCCCUGUUUCCUUUGCUUUUCGUCGAACGUUCGCGAUUCGUUACUGUACGAUCGCAAACUGCAAAUCGAAAGAGCGCGCGCCAUUUAUAAAAAAGUUUCGUGUCGAAAGCGGCGAGAUCGCGGGAUCGUCGGCGAAGGAUCUUCUUUCUCGAUAAUCUGGAGCUCCGAACGAAUUCAAAGGCAGCUUAUCAUGCGGAGGAAAGAGGAGAAGGACACGUCGGUGAAAUUCAUGGAUACGUGAUUGACCAUCUUCCCUCCAAGUCCGUGUGAAAAAAAAAGAGCACUCGAUAGAGGGAAAAGGGAGGACAAAGAGCGAUCGCGAUGGAUCGAUGGCCGGUGCAACUGGCGAUCCUAGGGACGCUGGUCGCGAGCUUACACGCCGCCGUCGACUUUCGACACAUCUCCUACGAAGACCUGGCGGAUGCUAACCUGUUCCAACAAGAUGGAGUCACCACGUACUCGCAACUGCUGUUCGAUGUUGCUAGACAACAGGUUGUCGUUGGCGCUAGAGAUAAUCUGUACCGGUUGACGCUAACCUCGCUGACGCCGCUCGAGCACGCCACUUGGCCAGCCCCGGACGAUAAGAGCAACACCUGUCAGAACAAGGGCCAAAGCGUGGAUGACUGUCGCAACUACGUGAAGGUUCUGCUCACCAAUGGAAAGAGCCUGUUCACUUGCGGCACGUACGCGUUCAGCCCUUGGUGCACGUGGAGAGAGAUCGAGAACAUCAGCAGCGUGACAAGCGAGAUGUCGGGUGUAGCGAUGUGUCCUUACUCGCCGCACGCGAACGUAACCGCGUUAUUAGCCAGGGGGCCAACAGGCGGCCUGUUCACCGGGGCGCCGACCGAUUUUUCCGGCGCGGAUCCAGCCAUAUGCAGAACGCUCGCCUCGCCGAAUCUUCGCACUCACCAAUACGACUCCAGAUGGCUGAACGAUCCGCAGUUCGUCGGCAGCUUCGAGACGGAGGACCACGUGUACUUUUUAUUUCGCGAAUCGGCCGUCGAGUACAUCAACUGCGGCAAGAAAAUCUACUCGAGAAUAGCGAGGGUGUGUAAGAAUGACCGCGGUGGUCAAAUUAUGAUGAAAGAGGUCUGGACGACGUUUAGCAAGGCGCGAUUAAAUUGUUCUCUACCUGGCGAGUUUCCUUUCUACUACGACGAGAUUCAGGGCGCGGUCUAUCAUCCGGAAGAGGGCAUCGUUUACGCGACGUUCACCACGCCCAUCAAUGGAAUUGCCGGCUCGGCGAUAUGCGCGUUCAACAUGUCGGCGAUCACCGCGAGCUUCAACGGGCCUUUCAAGCACCAGGAGAAUUCGGGCGCCGCCUGGGAGAGGAGGCCGGUUUCUCAUCAGAAUCGUCAACGAUGCGGCAACACGGCGAACGUCGCUCCACAUCAGAUCAUAGACAAUCAGAGGUACCAGCUGAUGGACGACGCGGUUCAGAGCACCACUCUGGGACCGCUGCAUACAGCUCUACUCGAGAGAUUCACGUUGAUCGCACUCGACGUCACGCCGACUAAACUGCACCGCGGCGUCACUGUCCUGUACGUGGCUACCGACGUUGGCCUGAUCAAGAAGAUCUCGGUUUUACCGCGUACGCAGGAGACCUGUGUCGUUGAAGUCUGGGGUCCCUUGCCCUCGACACCGAUGACCAUGCAGUUCUUGAAAGACACGCAGAGUCUGUACGUCGGCACCGAGCUCGGCCUCUCGAGGAUACCAGCUGCACAAUGCCACAGACAUCGAAGUCGCCAGGCCUGUCUGAACGCUCAGGAACCGUAUUGCGGUUGGAACGAGCAUCUGAUGAAAUGCGCUCCAGCUCCGAAGCAAAACCAUCUAGCUAAUCACUGGCAUCAAGAAGUCACCAAGUGUCCUGUUCUCACGGAUCCUGUGGAUGGUGGUUGGAGUGCCUGGAGUUCUUGGUCCUCGUGUCAACAUGGCAAUACGGAUCACGCACACUCUCAUUCACACGUCCAUUUGCACCCUCACACCGAGACGGUGUUGGACACUUGUCAGUGUCAAACGCGAGACUGCAACAACCCGCCUCCGCAGCAUGGCGGAGCAACUUGUUCAGGAGCUAGGGUCAGGGUGACGAACUGCACGGUUCACGGUGGCUGGACAGCCUGGUCAGCCUGGUCAGCGUGUUCGCAAACGUGUGGCUUCGCGAUGAAAACACGUCGGCGCACGUGUACGAAUCCAGCACCGGCUUUCGGUGGAAGAGUCUGCGUUGGUCACGAUCACGACGACAUCGUCUGCAUAGAUCUUCCACCGUGCCCUACGCCUGCCAAGGUCGCACCACCGCCGCAACAAACCAUCGGUCAGUGGUCAUCUUGGGGCACUUGGAACGCUUGCUCCCGACCUUGCAACGGUGGAAUACGAAUACGAAGAAGAACGUGCGAGAAUCCUUCGCCACGAAAGUCUCCCACCGUCGAGUGCAAUGGAUGCGACUUCCAGAUCGAAGAAUGCAACUCGCACCAAUGCAUCGAGACGAAAAGAUACUCCGGAUGGACACCGUGGCUAGCGGUGAACGGCAGCCUUCAGAGCGCAAGCAUCGGCUACGUGGAGAAACGGUUCCGAUUCAGUUGCCGUGCUCAGACCGACGAUCCAUCCAGCGUCAGGGUGCAACUGGCAAAGGAGGAGGAACGCUACUGUAGAAACGACGGUUCUUGCCUAAGAGGGAACGUGAAUCAAAAUUCGUACGGUGACCUCGGUACGGAAGCUGGCUGGAGCGAAUGGUCCGCGUGGCGACCUUGCGAUCGUCCAUGCGGCGGAGGUUCCCAACACAGGAUCAGACAGUGCGAGUCACCUCCUUGCGAGGGUUUGUCCGUGCAGACCAGAUUGUGCAACGUGCACCCGUGUCGGUUGAGCCAAGCCGGAAACGCAGCUACCGAGGGCCAGUGGUCCUGUUGGACAGACUGGUCGGAAUGUUCGGUGUCGUGCGGCGUUGGCGUGCGUUUACGAACGAGAGAAUGCCUCGGGCCGGAAAGUUGCGAAGGCCCGAGACUAGUUAGAGAGACCUGCGAGAUGCCUAGCUGCGAGUCUCUGGCCGGUUGGGACUCGUGGUCGCGUUGGACGCCCUGUGACGACGAUCAUCAGCAACAUAGGAAGAGACAGUGUCUUCAACAUGGGAACGGACUGUGCCAGGGGCUCGGCAGAGAGACCCGCGAUUGUUUGCCCGAUUGCAUGGAUAACGACGUGAACGCUCUAAGAUCAAGCAUAGAACGUUCGGGUGUAACUAUCGGAGCUGUGGUGGGCAGCUGCGUAGUCGGAUUCCUGGUUGGCUUGGCCGUGACCGCGGUGUUGAGCUUCUGUUAUCUGAAGCGGCGUCAACAGCGAAUUCCUGGCAGCCCUCACUACAUCAGCAAACAAAACUCCUACGUCUCGGUUCCGUUGAAGGAUGUAAAUGCCAAAAGGCAGCCGAGUUUCUCCGGCAGCACGAACGGUAACGGAACUCUUCGCAGCAAGAACAAUCCGAACGUGAACGGCCUCGGAAGUCCGAAACUGUACCCAAAGAGUUUAGACUACGAGUCUGCUACGUUGAAGCGUAACAGCCACGGCCAGCAACAUAUCCGAGUCGAUCCUGAUCAGGACAAAUACUACUGAACGGGCAGCGUGCAAUAAGAAAUGAACAAAUUUCUACUAGGCGGAUUCUCGCGUUUCAACUAUUCAACGCGAAGAUCCGUAGCAUCUAACGAAGAAAAGACAUAUCGCCAUGAAGGCGUACUGCGAGAACGGCGGGCGAGAAACUAACGAACGCAACCACGACGUGACCAUCCGCCUCUUCUGUAAUUUCGAGCCACGAAUGCUACGAGAAGCAACCUACGAAAGUAGGAGAGACGAGCUUUCAAAAGAAAAAAAAGGAUUAGAAGGAGGUGUCAAGAAACGCGGACAGAUCGCCUGCAUCAUCCAGUGAUAUUCAUAGAAUUGUUUAUUUGAGAGAUUUACAGAGACGAUCGCUUUCAGUUUCGCGUCGAACGAUUCAGUGCCAUCGUUACGUCGAACGCGUGCAUCGCUUAGUAAUCGACAAAGGACGAGCACGUAACGUGUACCUAUUAAACGUGUGUGGAUGCGCGAGUGUGGCGUGUGUGUGUGUGAGAGAGAGAGAGAGAGAUCUUGAAAGAGAGACCGUGAACGAAUGAAGAUUCGAUAUGAUUCGCGCUAUUUUCACUAUUGGCUCACAUUGAGUCGCGGUCACGCGCGUCGAAGAAAACGAGAAGAAGAGAAAGCAAAAAAAAAAAAAAAAAACGAUCGUGAGACUCUCGAAAUUCGAAACUCAACCGUAGACCACUAAUUUCACUAAUUUUUGGGUCGACGAGUCACGCGCUGCGAACGAGUGUACAAACAGACGACGCGACGUUCCGCGAUCGAGCGAACAUUUCGCGACGCCCAGAAUGGCAUAGAAUCAUGCAAUAAAACGAACAAUAACGCCCGCAA
Frieseomelitta varia is the source of this 4702-nucleotide messenger RNA. RefSeq names its product semaphorin-5A (gene Sema5c). Gene Ontology annotation, molecular function: chemorepellent activity; semaphorin receptor binding. Lineage: Eukaryota; Metazoa; Arthropoda; Insecta; Hymenoptera; Apidae. The transcript is spliced from 14 exons. Bases 596 to 3871 code for a protein of 1091 amino acids. The record is from RefSeq and is a predicted model, not a curated record. Gene Ontology annotation, biological process: positive regulation of cell migration; axon guidance; neural crest cell migration.